AUGAGCAGCCCUGCAGCCCUGCCCUAUGUGGAGUCCACCGUAAAGACCUCAGCUGCCAGGCUGAGGAAUAAGCAGAACGGACACUGGAUUGGAGGAGUGACAGUGAUGUCACGGGUGUGGAGUGCCAGCCACGUGCUGGCUGCCAAGCAAAACAGCCAGGGCGAGUGUGUGUAUCAUCAGUGCCUGAGAAGGAAGGCCACCAAAAGAAACAUGAGCCAGCCCAGGCCCCGCUACGUGGUAGACAGAGCUGCGUACUCCCUCUCGCUCUUCGAUGAUGAGUUUGAGAAAAAGGGCCGCACCUACCCGGUGGGAGAGAAACUUCGCAACACCUUCAGACCUGCCCUCUUCUCCUCCAGGUGCUCCUCCACCAAGUUCAAAGCCAUUGUGUUUGGGCUGUUGCCUGUGCUCUCCUGGCUCCCCAAGUACAAGGUCAAAGACUACCUCAUCCCCGACUUGCUGGGUGGACUCAGUGGGGGUUGUAUACAGGUGCCACAAGGCAUGGCAUUUGCAUUGCUGGCCAACCUUCCUGCAGUCAAUGGCCUCUACUCCUCCUUCUUCCCCCUCCUGACCUACUUCUUCCUCGGGGGUAUACACCAGAUGGUGCCAGGUACCUUUGCCGUUAUCAGCAUCCUGGUGGGUAACAUCUGUCUGCAGCUGGCCCCGGAGUCGAAAUUCCAGAUCUUCAACAACGUCACCAAUGAGACCUACGUGGACACAGCAGCCAUGGAGGCAGAGAGGCUGCAUGUGUCAGCGACACUUGCCUGCCUGACUGCUGUCAUCCAGAUGGGCUUGGGCUUCAUGCAGUUUGGCUUUGUCGCCAUUUACCUCUCUGAGUCCUUCAUCCGGGGCUUCAUGACAGCCGCCGGCCUGCAGAUCCUGAUCUCGGUGCUCAAGUACAUCUUUGGUCUGACCAUCCCCUCCUACACAGGCCCAGGCUCCAUCGUUUUUACCUUCAUUGACAUUUGCAAAAACCUCCCCCACACCAACAUCGCCUCGCUCGUCUUCGCCCUGGUCAGCGCUGUCUUCCUGGUGCUGGUGAAGGAACUCAACGCUCGGUACAUGCACAAGAUCCACUUCCCCAUCCCUACGGAGAUGAUUGUGGUGGUGGUGGCAACAGCCAUCUCUGGGAGCUGCAAGAUGCCAAAAAAAUACCACAUGCAGAUCGUGGGAGAGAUCCAACAUGGGUUUCCCUCUCCAGUGGUGCCGGUGGUUUCACAGUGGAAGGACAUGGUGGGCACAGCCUUUUCCCUGGCAAUUGUGGGCUACGUCAUCAAUCUGGCUAUGGGCCGGACCCUUGCCAACAAGCACGGCUAUGACGUGGAUUCUAAUCAGGAGAUGAUCGCCCUGGGCUGCAGCAACUUCUUCGGCUCCUUUUUCAAGAUCCACGUCAUUUGCUGUGCCCUCUCUGUCACACUGGCCGUGGACGGGGCUGGAGGAAGGUCUCAGGUGGCAAGCUUGUGUGUGUCUCUGGUGGUGAUGAUCACCAUGCUGGUCCUGGGGUCCUAUCUGUACCCUCUCCCCAAGGCUGUGCUAGGAGCCCUGAUCGCUGUCAACCUCAAGAACUCCCUCAAGCAACUCAGUGACCCCUACUACCUGUGGAGGAAGAGCAAGCUGGACUGCUGUGUCUGGGUGGUCAGCUUCCUCUCCUCGUUCUUCCUGAGCCUGCCCUACGGCGUAGCAGUGGGUGUCGCCUUCUCCAUCCUGGUUGUGGUCUUCCAGACCCAGUUUCGCAAUGGCUCCACACUAGCCCAGGUCAUGGACACGGACAUCUAUGUGAACCCCAAGACCUACAACAGGGUCCAGGAAAUUGAGGGGGUUAAGAUUGUGACUUACUGCUCCCCGCUCUACUUUGCCAACUCGGAGAUCUUCAGGCAAAAGGUCAUUGCCAAGACAGGUAUGGACCCCCAGAAAAUAUUACUCGCCAAGCAGAAAUAUCUCCGGAAGCAGGAGAAGAGGACAGCGAUGCCCACACAGAAGAGGAAGUCCCUCUUCAUGAAAACCAAGACAGUCUCUCUGCAGGAACUCCAGCAGGACUUUGAAACUGCUCCCUCAACUGACCCCAACAAUAACCAAGCGCCUGCAGGGGAUGCCAACAUAUCCUACAUCACCUUCAGCCCAAACACCUUGGCAGCUGCCCCGUGUGAGCCGCCCACCUCCGCUCAGCCCCCCAGGGAGCCUAGUGACACGCUAGCCAGCGUCCCGCCCUUUGUCACCUUCCACACUCUCAUCCUCGACAUGAGUGGAGUCAGCUUCGUGGACCUGAUGGGCAUCAAAACCCUAGCCAAGCUGAGCUCCACCUACGGGAAGAUCGGAGUCCAGAUCUUCCUGGUGAACAUCCAUGCCCAGGUGUACAAUGACAUCAGCCAUGGAGGAGUCUUUGAAGAUGGGUGUGUCCAGCGCAAUCACGUGUUCCCCAGCAUCCACGACGCGGUCCUCUUUGCCCAGGCGAAUACCAGACAAGCCCCAGCAAGCAGCUUCCAAGGGGCUCCGGGAGACACUGAGCUCUCCUUGUGUGAUUCCGAAGAGGACGGUCCCAGCUAUUGGGACUUAGAGCGGGAGAUGUUCGGGAGCAUGUUUCACACAGAGACCCUGACUGCCCUUCUGACUCCCCCCCCCCCCACCUUCCCUGUCUCCCUGGGAGAGAGCCAUCUCAGCCUCUGCAUCUGGAAGAGCCUGUCCAGACAAGGAUUGGCAAGGAUGAGAGCCUGGUGGACCCACCUCAUCACCCUUCCCUUCCCACUCAAGCCUGGGCCAUCAGUAAGCUCAUUCUGCCCAUCUACUCACGCCCCACCCAUGGCAGCCGAUGGACACCUUGACUUCCCCUUAAGAGUGAGCCAAGGACGGAAAGAUAAGAGCAACUGUCCAGAGCUGGAGUGCAGUUCAGACGGGUCUGUGGCCUGGGUGGUCUGGCCUCGGAGGGUCUCAGGCUGUCAUGGGACACAGGGAUGGACUGGGUUAGAAUGUUGACCCUUGUCCCUCCAAUUGCCUUAUAGUUGUCAGCCUUGUGCCUCAAAGACACGGUACUACCCACAA
Molecule: messenger RNA, 3033 nt
Organism: Peromyscus eremicus (cactus mouse)
Lineage: Eukaryota; Metazoa; Chordata; Mammalia; Rodentia; Cricetidae
Gene: Slc26a9
Product: solute carrier family 26 member 9
Biological process (GO): transmembrane transport
Cellular component (GO): membrane
Molecular function (GO): chloride transmembrane transporter activity; bicarbonate transmembrane transporter activity; sulfate transmembrane transporter activity
Source: RefSeq, a predicted model, not a curated record